AUGAAACUACAUUCAGAGCACCCAACCACCUCAAGCGUUCAGAGAAACCACAGUCUCCCAGCACGCACGAAUUCCAAUGAAAACUACAAUCAGAGCACCCAACCACCUCCAGCAUUUCAGAGGGAACUACAGUCUCCGGCACGACUUCCAAUGAAACUACAUCAGAGCACCCAACCACCUCCAGCAUUUUCAGAGUGGGCACCACAGUCUCCCCCGGCACGACUUCCAAUGAAACUACAUCAGAGCAACCCAACCACCUUCAGCGUUUCAGAGGGAACCACUGUCUCCGCACGACUUCCAAUGAAACUACAUCAGAGCCACCCAACCACCUCAAGCGUUUCAGAGGAACAAACAGUCUCCGGCCACCGACUUCCAAUGAAACUACACCAGAGCACCCAACCACCUCCAGCGUUUCAGAGGGAACCACAGUCUCCGGCACGACUUCCAAUGAAACUACACCAGAGCACCCAACCACCUCCAGCGUUUCAGAGGGAACCACAGUCUCCGGCACGACUUCCAAUGAAACUACAUCAGAGCACCCAACCACCUCCAGCGUUUCAGAGGGAACCACAGUCUCCGCCACGACUUCCAAUGAAACGACAUCAGAGCACCCAACCACCUCCAGCGUUUCAGAGGGAACCACAGUCUCCGGCACGACUUCCAAUGAAACGACAUCAGAGCACCCAACCACCUCCAGCGUUUCAGAGGGAACCACAGUCUCCGGCACGACUUCCAUGA
This is a messenger RNA of Macrobrachium nipponense, 738 nucleotides long. Its product is annotated as basic salivary proline-rich protein 4-like. The record is from RefSeq and is a predicted model, not a curated record. The transcript has a single exon. The coding region runs from base 1 to 738 and encodes 245 amino acids. Lineage: Eukaryota; Metazoa; Arthropoda; Malacostraca; Decapoda; Palaemonidae.